CAGUCGUCGCGUGUGCGUGAAAAUCAUUAGUCUUCGUUAGGCGGUCUUUGUGUCAACAACGUGUUGCUCUCUCCCAGUGAAAAAUCGACAAACCAGCAAUCGCCCCUCGCGAUUUUCCGCUCGCGUUUUUCACCAGGACCAACAGCCAAAGUGUUUGUGUGUUUUUCUCGGCCCCAUAGGCGAGUGUGCGUGCCAAAGUGCAACAAGUCUUAAGCGUAAUUUAAUUGCAACAAUUUCGCCGUUUUUCCACAUUUCCCGAUUUGAACAAGUGCAAAACACGACUCGAUCGUAUCGGCCAAGAAGAUAUAUCAGUGUAGCAGUGCUCGUGCAAAGUGGAGCAUUCAUCUCCCAAGAAAUCAAAAAAAUAAGAAAAACAGUCAAAUACAUUGCAUUAGUCAGCAGAUCGAGGACUGCUAGUGUACGUGACUUGGCCUUUUCCAGGACUCAAUCGAAAGAAUCCGCUCCGCCGAGCGAUAGGAAUAAGCUCGCCAUGUUGCCGCAUCAUCAGCGCCAUAAAAUGGCGGCUUUGGCGGACAGCGCCAUCGGUUUCCUGCUCCUUGCGCUCCUGCUAAUUGGCGCCUGCCUGGUCCCGCCCACCGAAGGACGCGCCAAGGAUGACCGUCGCACCAGGGGGCGUGGCAGCAGCAGUGGCGUCCUCUCCUCCUCCUCCAGCAGCAGCAACAUGAACAAUGGCUACUACAGCGGCUCCUCGUCGACAGCGGGCUCCUCCUCCGGCUACGUAUUCACCAGCAGCAGUGCCGUGAACUCGGGCAGCACUGGCUACAGUGGACCCAUGGACAGCACUGGAUUCUGCACCCGGCGGCGGGACAUGAAGCUGAUGUGCUACUGCACCCCGGAUGAGAACCAUGUGCCAGUGCAGAAGGCCGAGUGCUGGGUGUUCUCGGAGGGAUUGCAUCAGAACGACACCACCUGGACGCGGUUCUACCAGCAGAAGCGUUUGCGGGAACUCAAGUUUGUGAUCCAAAACAAUGCCCGAUUGGACUAUAUACCCACCAUGAUCAUCGAGCCGCUGAAGAACCUGAGCAGCAUUGUGAUUGAGUACUCGCAGGUGGAGAUCGUCAAGAGCUAUGCCUUCGCCAAUCUGCCCUUCUUGGAGAGGAUCAUCCUGAAUAACAACCACAUAAUGGCCCUGGACCAGGAUGCCUUCGCCAAUCACAUCAGGCUGAGGGAGUUGAACCUGGAGCACAACCAGAUCUUCGAGAUGGAUCGCUAUGCCUUCCGUAAUCUGCCACUUUGCGAGCGGCUCUUUCUGAAUAACAACAAUAUCAGCACUCUUCACGAGGGUCUCUUCGCUGAUAUGGCCAGGCUAACCUUCCUGAACCUGGCCCACAACCAGAUUAAUGUGCUGACCAGCGAGAUUUUCCGGGGACUGGGCAACCUAAAUGUGCUGAAGCUGACCCGAAACAAUCUGAACUUCAUCGGCGAUACUGUAUUCGCGGAAUUGUGGAGCCUGAGUGAGCUGGAACUGGACGAUAAUCGCAUUGAGCGCAUUUCCGAGCGCGCUCUCGACGGCCUGAAUACACUGAAAACACUGAAUCUGCGAAACAAUCUGCUGAAGAAGAUCGACAACGGCCUGCUGCGGGGAACCCCCGCCCUGCUGUCCAUCAACGUGCAGGCAAACAAAUUGGAAACGCUGACGUUCUACACAUUCCAGCCAAUUAUGGACAAUUUGGUCAACAGCACCAGCGAGCUGCUGGUGUCAGACAACAAAUUCAUUUGCGACUGUCGUCUGCAGUGGAUCUUCGAAUUGAAAAAUCGCACACGUCACCUGCAGCUGCGUGACUCGCUGGAGGACCUGCACUGCACGCUGCAGGAGCCGAAACUGUCGCACUUUGUGGACCCCGUGCCGCCGACCAUCCUGGACGUGCUCAACAUCGGAGGAUUCACGGCGAUUGGCAGCAAUAGCGCCAGCAUGGGCGGCGUGGGCAACAGCGUGGUGGGCAGCAGCUACAGCGGCUUGACUCUGGACGACAGCAGGAAGCAUUUGGGCAGCAGAGCCCGACAGGCACUGCGGGGACAACGGCAGUUCGCCGCGAGUGCGGAGAACGUGGUGGAGUCCAAGAUGCGCAGGCGGAGGAAGCGGCAGGAGGAGGUCAAGGAGAAGGACCUGGCGGCAGUGGCUCCGGCUCACAAGCGAUACGACUACUACGACGACAACAACGGCGGCAUGUCCUUGGGUCAUGGCCUAGACCUGGAUGACAAUCUCAGCCUGCACAAGCAGGGCUUCUAUGGCGCCGGCUCUCCGGCAGUGGGUCACAACGAUGUGGAUGUGCUGAUGACAUCGCACUCGGCGUCGGGAGACGCCCUCGACAUUCUGACCAACAAGAACGCGAUCUACAUCAAGUUGUUCCUGCUGAAGCCGGAAAUGCUGCCCUGCCACGAUGAACUCAGCGAUCCCACCGAGCUGCCCCUCUCCCGCGAUCUGAUGGACGUGCGCAGCAAUGUGGGCCAGGACAUGUCGACGGCAGGAGCCGAUACCUUGGCCCAGGGCAUGGCGAUCAUAGUGAGUCUAGUGGCGCUGAUGUUCAGCCGGGGUUGAAGAGUCCACUCCGAAAACGGUUGCUAAUUGGUGACCCCGACGUUUGGUUCUACAUUGUACAUACUGUCUUGGAGAUGUGGUGCCCUUGGGAAACGAGCUUCAACACGAUAAUUACGAAAGAUACCAGCUACAGUCCUGUAAAUAUGUAAAAAGGGGUAACGAAAUUCGAUAAAUUUAAUACUAUGAACCUA
Messenger RNA from Drosophila erecta, 2751 nucleotides. RefSeq names its product connectin (gene Con). NCBI's taxonomy places the organism in Eukaryota, Metazoa, Arthropoda, Insecta, Diptera, Drosophilidae. The transcript has 5 exons. Gene Ontology annotation, molecular function: protein binding. Bases 491 to 2560 code for a protein of 689 amino acids. The record is from RefSeq and is a predicted model, not a curated record.